CAACCCGAUUCAUUCGAGUAGAGUAAUCACGCACCGAUGAGAUCCACCCACCGGGUCUCCCCUCUCCAAAUAAGUCAGAGAGGUCGUUCGUUCGUGAGGGUCUGACGACGUUUUCACUGCCUCUUGUCGCUCUCUAGCUAACGGUGAGCUACCACCGUCUUGUCUCACCGAUCAGGCUGUCGCAGUUCCAAAGCAAAAACUGAAGCCUUGAAUCCCCGUCGUUCGACGCGCUCCAAGUUUGGACAAAACAGCUCUUUCAAUUUCGAAUCUAUUAUGAUGGAUUUGGAUAAGGGAGAUGCAGCAGUAGAGAAUUCAAUUGAGGAAAAAGCAGAAGUGUUGGAAGAAAAUGAAAUUCUAGAACCCUAUGUGUGUUUAGAAGGAAAUGCAAUUCUAGAACCCUAUGUGGGUAUGGAAUUUGAAUCAGAAGAUGAUGCUCGCAAAUUCUAUACAGAAUAUGCCAGACAGGUAGGAUUUGUUGUGCGAAUCAUGCAACGUCGUCGUUCUGGGAUUGAUGGGAGAACUCUUGCCCGUCGACUUGGAUGUAACAAGCAGGGUUUUUCUCCUAAUCACAAAGGUCCUAUUGGUCCCGAGAAGAAGCCACGGCCUAGUGCGCGAGAAGGAUGCAAGGCAACAAUUUUAGUCAAAAUGGAGAAGUCUGGAAAAUGGGUUGUUACAAGAUUCGUAAGGGAUCAUAAUCAUCCUCUGGUUGUCACUUCUAAUGGGUACAGCACGGAGGGUGAUAAGGAUGGGAAAAUUGAGGAACUUACGAAAGAGUUGGAGCAUCAGGAACAACUAUGUGCCAUCUAUCGUGAAAGGUUAUUCAGUUUUAUGAACAAUGUUGAAGAGCAGACGGAAGAACUGUCUUCAAAAAUUCAAGUUAUUGUUGAUAAUGUGAGACAAUUUGAAUCUGGGGUCCAGAAAUUUUCACACCAUAGAUAGCACUGGCAAUUGACAUUAGGAUUUAUGUAUCAGGCAGGUCUUUCUUAGAUUCAUUUUUAUAUAGAAGCUUGUAAUCUUGUACAGUCAGAUCAUUUUUCUCUGCCAGGGAUGGUUAUCAUUCAAUAGCGCAAUCAACUUUUGUAUGCAUAUUCUUGUGUUAAAAGGUUAUGUGAAGGCCAUAAUGAGCCUAUUUUUC
Molecule: messenger RNA, 1135 nt
Organism: Tripterygium wilfordii
Lineage: Eukaryota; Viridiplantae; Streptophyta; Magnoliopsida; Celastrales; Celastraceae
Product: protein FAR1-RELATED SEQUENCE 3-like
Exons: 3
Coding region: 274-939 (221 amino acids)
Source: RefSeq, a predicted model, not a curated record